ACAAGAACCAUGCCUCAUCCUCCGGAUUCCUACCCCGGAUUCCCCACAAUAUCUACAAAAUGGCUGGCGCAGUACGACAACCCAUAGACAUCGCCUCCCUCGAGUCCUACAUCUCGUCCAAUGUCCCGGAAAUCGCGGUCCCAAUCGAAGUAAAGCAGUUCGGAUACGGCCAGAGCAACCCUACGUACCAAUUGACCGACAAGAACGGCAAGAAGUAUGUCAUGCGAAAGAAGCCGCCGGGGACGCUGCUUUCCAAGACAGCGCAUAAAGUCGACCGCGAGUAUCGCAUCAUCCACGCCUUAGAGAAGACCGAUGUCCCCGUACCUAAAGCUUACGCUUUGUGCCAAGAUGAGAAAGUCAUAGGGUCGGAUUUCUACAUCAUGGAAUUCCUCGAUGGUCGCAUCUUUGAGGACCCAUCGAUCCCUGGCGUCACACCCGAGGAGCGCUCGAAGAUGUGGCACUCCGCAGUCACCACUCUGGCCAAGUUUCAUCGCGUUGUUCCCAAAGACGUUGGCCUCGAGAAUUAUGGCAAACCAUCUGGGUUCUACAACCGUCAAAUAACUACUUUCAAUACUAUCUCCAAAUCACAAGCAGAGGCAAAGGACAAGGAGACAGGCAUACCAGUCGGCAAGAUUCCGCAUCAGGACGAUAUGGUAGCUUUCUUCAGCGACCCAAAGACACAGCCCAAGGACAGAAGUAGCUUCGUACACGGUGACUACAAGAUUGACAACGUAGUGUUUCACAAGACCGAGCCUAGAGUCAUUGGUAUCCUCGACUGGGAAAUGUCAACGAUAGGCCAUCCUUUGAGCGACUUGAACAAUCUCUUCGCCCCAUAUCUGUGGGCCGAUAAGAAGAAGUCACUAGGUAGCCGCGCCAACGAGGCAUUCCUACCUGGCAAGACCUCGGGUUUACCCUCAGAGGACCAGCUCGUAGCGUGGUACUCGGAAGUUGCUGGCUGGGACCCCAGAUCGGAUUUGACCUGGGGACAUGCCUUCUCGACGUACAGGUCAGCAAUUAUCAUGCAGGGCAUUGCGGCGCGAUAUGCGCUACGCCAGGCGAGUAGUGCACAGGCUCAUGAGUACGGCUCAUUGAUGAAGCCGUUUGCCGAGGCCGCGUGGGAUCUGGUGCAGGAAUACAAGAGGUCACAUCAGAGAGCAAAGCUGUAGUAUUAUAUAAAUUCGUUCUAACUCU
Molecule: messenger RNA, 1191 nt
Organism: Paraphaeosphaeria sporulosa
Lineage: Eukaryota; Fungi; Ascomycota; Dothideomycetes; Pleosporales; Didymosphaeriaceae
Product: aminoglycoside phosphotransferase-like protein
Exons: 3
Coding region: 60-1166 (368 amino acids)
Source: RefSeq, a predicted model, not a curated record